Saimiri boliviensis boliviensis (Bolivian squirrel monkey) is the source of this 3143-nucleotide messenger RNA. RefSeq names its product thiol S-methyltransferase TMT1A. Lineage: Eukaryota; Metazoa; Chordata; Mammalia; Primates; Cebidae. Gene Ontology annotation, molecular function: S-adenosylmethionine-dependent methyltransferase activity. The record is from RefSeq and is a predicted model, not a curated record.
UAGAGGUCACUGACGAGCCCAGUGGGGCGUAAGUAACCGCUUGUAAAACUCUAGCAGGAAGCUAGCAGUCGUCUCUAAACCCCGAGAAGGGGAAACAGGAAUCGAUUAGGAAUGAAGGAUUAUAAUCAACUUUCCUUCUAAGGAAUAGCUGGGAACCUUCUCAUUUUGACCCACGAAAACAAAGCUGAGCUAACUUCUGCCAAAUAUCUAUUAAUUAGGCAAAAUGGGCCUCUUGCCCACGGUCUGACUGCAGCACAGCCCGUUCUUUUUUUCCUCCGCAGCUGAUUGGCUCUGGAGUGUGGCCAGAAGCUUCUCUCCCGCAAUUAAAGGAGCCGAGUCUCUGCUGAUCCGUUGAGGUUUUUUCUCCGCUUCUGAGCAAUGGAGCUUACCAUCUUUAUCCUGCGACUGGCCAUCUACAUCCUGGCAUUUCCCAUGUACCUGCUGAACUUUCUGGGCUUGUGGAGCUGGAUGUGCAAAAAAUGGUUCCCCUACUUCUUGGUGAGGUUGUCUGUGAUGUACAACGAACAGAUGGCAAGCAAGAAGCGGGAGCUCUUCAGCAACCUGCAGGAGUUUGCGGGCCCUUCCGGGAAGCUCUCCCUGCUGGAGGUGGGCUGUGGCACGGGGACCAACUUCAAAUUCUACCCACCUGGGUGCAGGGUGACCUGUAUUGACCCGAACCCCAACUUUGAGAAGUUUUUGAUCAAGAGCAUUGCUGAGAACCGUCACCUGCAGUUUGAGCGCUUUGUGGUAGCUGCCGGGGAGAACAUGCACCAGGUGGCCGAUGGCUCUGUGGACGUGGUGGUCUGCACCCUGGUGCUGUGCUCUGUGGAGAACCAGGAGCAGAUUCUCCGCGAGGUGUGCAGAGUGCUGAGACCGGGAGGGGCUUUUUAUUUCAUGGAGCAUGUGGCAGCUGAGCGUUCGACUUGGAAUUCUUUCUGGCAACAGGUCCUGGAUCCUACCUGGUACCUUCUGUUUGAUGGGUGCAAUCUGACGAGAGAGAGCUGGAAGGCCCUGGAGCGGGCCAACUUCUCUAGGCUGAAUCUGCAGCACAUCCAGGCCCCCCUGUCCUGGGAGUUGGUGCGCCCUCAUAUCUAUGGAUAUGCUGUGAAAUAGUGUGAGCUGGCAGUAAAGAGCUGAAUGGCUCAAAGAAUGUAAAGCCUCAGUUUUACAUUUAAAAUGCUAAAUGGGAGAAGAGAAAUCUUUUUUUGUUUUUUGGUUUUGUUUUGUAUUUUUGAGACGGAGUUUUUGCUCGUUGCCCAGGCUGGAGUGCAGCGGCACGAUCUUGGCUCACCACAACCUCUGCUCCCAGGUUCAAGCAAUUCCCCUGCCUCAGCCUCCUGAGUAGCUGGGAUUGCAGGCAUGUGCCACCACACCUGGCUAAUUUUGUAUUUUUAGUAGAGACAGAGUUUCUUCAUGUUGGUCAAGCUGGUUGUGAACUCCCAACCUCAGGUCAUCUGCGUGCCUGGGCCUCCCAGCGUGAGCCACCGCGCCUGGCCUGAAAUCUUUUUUAGGUAAAGUUGAAUUCCAUCCUUAAAAGUUUCUGUUAUAUCCUAUUUAGCCAUUUUCUAUUGUCGCCCAAAGAAUUCACAACAAAAAAAACAGCUUUCAACUCCCUCUUCAAAGGAAACACUGAACUUUCAUAAUUAGUAUCUACCAUCAUUCCCAAAUCUUAUUUUAUUCAUUGACUUGAAAUUUUUUUUCCAAUUGCCUUUUUUUUUUAAUUUUUUUAUUUUUUUUUAAGGCUAGAGCAGAAGUUUACUAGGCAAAAGAAAGAGAAUAGCUCCCUGCGGCAGAGAAGAGUCCUGGAGAAAUCAGCCACCCCAGCUGUCUUAUUUAAAUGGUUACCCAUCAGAUUUUAAUUUCAUCUUCUCUUUGAGAGCUUGGUGAUAAGAAGCAGUUAAAUCACUCAAAAGAAGACUUUAAAAAGGGAGCAGUGAAAGGGUCUUAAUAAUUCACUGAAUUAAGAAAUACUAGCUAAUUAAAAAUCUAAGCCUAAACAGCACAGAUUUUUUUUUUUUUCCUUUUUGCUUUUAAACUGUGUUUUAAAAACAGAGACAGGGUGCCCGGCGCAGCGGCUCACACCUGUAAUCCCAGCACUUUGGGAGGCUGAGGCGGGCAGAUUACAAGAUCAGGAGGCCAGCCUAGCCAACAUGGCAAAACCCCAUCUCUAUUAAAAAUACAAAAAAAAAAAUUAGCCGGGCAUGGUAACAGGUGCCUGUAAUCCCAGCUACUGGGGAGGCUGAGGUGGAGAAUCUCUUGAACCCGGGAGGUGGAGGCUGCAGUGAGCUGAGAUCAUGUCAUUGCACUCCAGCCUGGGCGACAAGAGCAAGACUUCGUCUCAAACAGCAACAACAACAACAACAACAACAACAACAACAUACAGAGACAGGGUCUCACUAUGUUUCCUAGGCUGGUCUUGAACUCCUGGGCUCAAGUGAUUCUCCCACCAUGACCUCUCAAAUUGCUGGGAUUACAGGCAGAAGACUGCGCUGGCCAAAAUAGCACACGUUUCUGAAAAAGAAAUCUGAACCUAAUUGUUGUUCUUAAUUCUGGCUUUCAGAAUUAACAUACAAGGCUGUCACACCUAGUCCUGCCCAGCUUUCUGUCUUUUAUCCCAGUACUGCACCAAAGUUUGUUUUCUUGCAUUCCAGUUCUCAAGUCUUAAGAUAAAGAUUGUACUUGACACUUUAGUAUAUCCAUAAAACUAUUUGAGGCGGUUAAGAUUCUUGGGUUCAUUUUCCUUAUUAUCUAGCACAUACUUUGCUGAAUAUAAUAGAUUUUAGGCAAUGAAAAGCCCAUUAUUAGAAAAACCUUUAAUAAUUAGGUGUACUAUGUAGGAGCCCCUAGUCAUCAAGCAAUCUGUGAGUCUGAAAAGAAGUAAACAAAUCUUUUUUGGAUUAUUCUCAUCAAAUUCCACCCCUGUUCCAAGAUGAUUUCUUUCUUCUUUGUAACUAUGGAAGCUGUGAAAAUCAUCACAAGUGCCUCUGAAAGCAAGUGUUAGGUUGGUUAGAGGGUUUAAUAUAUUCUGCAAUGGUUUGUAUGAGUUUUAAUAAAUGUAUUAUAUUUUCUGAGAUGAUUUUGCAAAAGUACUAUUUUAAGUAUCAAAUCAACCAAUAAAUUCACAUUCAUGUUAGGAACAGAAA